UAUAUAUAUAUCCCAAAAGAGGGGAAAAAAUUAGGCCAAAAAAGAAUGGUCUUUUCCUCUAACCCAUUAUCUCUCAGCGUCCCUGAUCACACCUUCGAAUCAUGGCUCCGCGACUCAGGUUACCUCGACGUCAUCGACGACCACCAGACCGCUGCUGCUGCCACCACCACUAAUGCCUCCACAACCACUGACUCAACAAUAACCAUCCCAAUCACCGGCUUCCUUUAUGGAUAUUUGGUCUUUUUAUUUUCUCAAUUAUGGACCCUUCUUUCUCUCUUCACGCUUAACCCAUUCUCCAAGCUCACCACCAACGAUUUCUCCGGCGAAACUCCGUCGUGGACUAAAGGGUUUUUCGGGGAUUUUAGGUCCUAUUCAUUUCCAUCAUCGGUUUCUCAGGCACGGCUCAGGGUUCUUGAGAAUGUUAAGCGUUAUGCCCGAAAUUAUGCCUCACUUUUGAUUCUCUUCUUUGCUUGUUCUCUGUAUCAGUUGCCGCUUGCUCUUGUUGGGUUGAUAUCAAGUUUGGCACUUUGGGAUUUCUUCAGGUUCUUUAGUGAUAAAUGGGGUUUGGAUAGAUUUCCUGUCACUCAACAGGUCUUGAUUCGCAUAGUGCAAUGUGCUACUGCAAUUAUUUUGAUAUGGUUGAAUGUUCAAAUGGCUCUAUGUUGUGCCCUUGGCGUUAGUUAUAUAGUUAUGAUUUUACACGCUGCGUUUCGGAAGCUUACUCCAGUAAAGCAACCUUCUCGAGCAAGAGAUCAACAACUUUUCUUCAAUGAGGAAGGAAAGCAACAUCGUAGAGGAUAAUGGCUUAUAUGCUGGAUGAUGCUUAAGUGACUGGUCUUGCUCAGCACAUGUAAAAUGAAAAAUAGAAAAUGCAUUAUUACACAAUAAACAUGUGAUAAAGGAUCUUGUUUUGCAUUCUAUCAAUCAUAUGCGGAUGACUCUUCUAACCUGUGUGGAAGUUUUGCUGGUUUAACUUUGUAUAUUCCAUCAAGAAAGCUCAUGCACCCCCUUCCUGUCCAGAUAUUGGCAAAUUCAUUCUGAAAUUGCAGUUAAAGGAUUCUUGGCAAUCAAAGUCCUAAAAUUCGCUACGUGCAGAACUCGAAUAGAAUUUCAAGAGGUGAAUAUGAACAUGUAAACAUACUGUUCACCAAAUUUGUAACUAAACCAUUAUGGAUGCUUGCUAUCUAUAGUUUCAAAUAAAAGAAUUUUGUG
This is a messenger RNA of Durio zibethinus, 1212 nucleotides long. The record is from RefSeq and is a predicted model, not a curated record. NCBI's taxonomy places the organism in Eukaryota, Viridiplantae, Streptophyta, Magnoliopsida, Malvales, Malvaceae.